Tupaia belangeri chinensis (Chinese tree shrew) is the source of this 342-nucleotide messenger RNA. RefSeq lists its product as uncharacterized. The transcript has 2 exons. NCBI's taxonomy places the organism in Eukaryota, Metazoa, Chordata, Mammalia, Scandentia, Tupaiidae. The coding region runs from base 1 to 342 and encodes 113 amino acids. The record is from RefSeq and is a predicted model, not a curated record.
AUGCUGCUGGAGGGGCUCGUGCUCCUCUUGAACUCGAAUGCAGCAGGAGCGAGGAAGCAAUUAUUAAGCUGUAGACAUUGGCAGGAAGAGGGGCCUCAGAUGGAUUUUGACUCUGAACCUCGUUCGCCGCCCGGGCUGCUCGUUACCAAAGGCCUGGAUCCCAGGCUGGUGGUGGACCUGAGGGCAGGGGCAAUGGGCCAGCUGCCUUCUUCAGGCUAUGGCUGUAGCCAGGCGGAGGCCCAUGUGGGUGGUGGUGGCACUUCAGGAGAGCUGGGGGCUAGAUCAGGGUCUUUCCUGCACCCCUCCAAGGAAAUUGAAACCUUCGGAGGCACUUCCUGGUGA